Messenger RNA from Prorocentrum cordatum, 1049 nucleotides. NCBI's taxonomy places the organism in Eukaryota, Dinophyceae, Prorocentrales, Prorocentraceae. The record is from the annotation of a GenBank genome assembly.
AUGGGGGCGAAACUGAAAGCUGCGUCCGCCACGCUCGCGGCUUCACUGGAAGGCUCCGGAGGCCUCCAGCCUUCCGAGAAGCGGUGCGGGCCUUGUCCGAGGACGCGGAAAGCUUAUGAGGGGGCGCGAGGGCUCCUGAGAAGCCUCGCCGCGUUCCGAACAGGCCCGCCGCCUCUCGUGCCUUCCUGGGCUCGCCGCCGAUCCUAGAGGCGGCCUGCAGACACGUGCCAGGGAAUCGCGGGGUCAACAUCUGGCAGCCGUCUCAGCUUUCGAGCAGACGGACUCAAACUCUGCACCAGAAUGGUCCUCCCUGUCCUCAGACGCGAGAUGCUGAGGCGAACGCGCUCUGAACACCUGCGCCUUUGCAGGGCGGCAGAUCUGGUGGAGAAGCGACGAGGGGAAUAAAUCAUGUGGUAUCCUGCGAAUGGACGAGACGUGCAAAGACAGUGCACCAUGCUUAAGAACGCAGCUAGAUCGUGAGACAAACGGGCGCAAGCGUCAUUGGCCCCGCUCGCUGUGUCCACCAAUGGUGGCAAUACUAUGCGGCCUUUAGCCCACACGCCAUAUUCGAACGAGCUACGAUUCUGUGAGCAUGAGACGCAUCUCGGAUAUCGUGGGGAGAGAUCGGAAGGAAGACGCGGAACAACGACAUGAAUGCAGGCGAUGCGGGGGUCGCCCAGGCCCGGGGCCCCCGGAGGGCGCUCGGGCUCGCUGGAAAAAAAAGAGCGGCGCCACUGCGUGGACGCAGCCCGCGGCUGCGGCGCAGGACCGGCCGCGGGCGGCAGGCUCUCACAGGAUGCUGCAGAGGCUCAGGUGCAUGCCGCUGCUGGCAGCCUGCGAGCUGCCGCGAUGGCCGCCGCGCUGCUCGGCGCGGGCGGGGUCCUCGGCGGCGACGGUGCUCUCCACCGUGGCCAGGAAGGCGGUGAUCGCGUCCGCAGCGGCCGGCGGUGGACGCCUCUGUGGCCACCGCGCUGUCGAGCGCCGCGGCCGCAGCCGAUGCGCCCGUCUCCACCGCCAGCGCUGCGUUGGCGAGGGCACCAGCGGCACCU